AUGAUCUGUAGAUGGAUUGCAUUCAAUUCAAGCAAAGUGUCUCGUAUUCUUCCUUCUCUCUCUUCCCUCUUACUCACUAACUCCUCCUUCUCCGUCGCGAAACUCGACGAUGAGCCAUUGUCCAUUACCAAUUUCACUUCCGUUCACAGAGAUUGCUUCUCUAAGGAGAUUCUCUUUGGUAUGAAGAAGGUUGGGUUCCGGGAGUUUCUUCACGGGAAUCACUUUCGAGGUUUGGUUUCGGAUUUGAGUCAAUUUCAUGUCGAAGAAAUCAUGGGUGAAUUGAUGUCUGAAAGCCCAGAUCUUUCGGUUUGGUUUUUCAAAGAGCUGAAAGAUGUUUAUGGGUUUCGCCAUUCGAGGUUCUCCGCAUUGUUGGUUUCGCAUGUAUUAGCCGGUCAAAGACGUUUCAAAGAGCUUCAAGUGAUUCUCGAACAGCUUCUCCAAGAAGAAGGCUCUGGUUCAGCAUCUUUGCUUUGUGAGAUUCUCUCUAGUAGCUUCAGAGAAUGGGAUUCUACGGGAGUUGUUUGGGAUAUGUUGUUGUUUCUUACGUCGAGAUCUAAAAUGGUUGAUGAUUCCCUGUAUAUCCUGGAAAGGAUGAAGGAUCUGAAUUUGAAUGUGUCGACACAAGCAUACAACUCUAUUUUGUAUAAUUUCAGAGAAACAGAUAAGAUGUGGGAUGUGUACACAGAAAUCCAUGCUAAGAACGAGCACACAUACUCAACAGUUGUAGAUGGUUUGUGUAGGCAGCAAAAGGUAGAAGAUGCAGUUUUGUUCCUCCGAGCUAAAGAGUGGAAGGAUAUUGGCCCCUCUGUAGUUUCUUUCAAUAGUAUAAUGUCAGCUUACUGUAAAUUGGGUUUUGUAGAUAUGGCGAAGUCGUUUUUCUGUACAGUUUUGAAAUGUGGAUUGGUUCCUAGUGUAUAUAGUCACAAUAUACUCAUCAACGGACUCUGUCUAGUUGGUUCUAUAGAAGAAGCUUUAGAAUUUUCUGGUGAUAUGAAUAAGCAUGGAGUGGAACCUGAUACUGUGACAUACAAUAUUCUUGCGAAAGGGUUUCAUCUUCUCGGUAUGAUCAGUUGGGUUUGGGAGGUCAUUCAACAAAUGCUGGAUAAAGGGUUGAGUCCUGAUGUUAUCACAUAUACGAUAUUAUUAUGCGGGCAUUGCCAGUUAGGAAACAUUGACAAGGGUUUAAGAUUGCUGAAGGAUAUGUUGUCUAGGGGAUUUGAGUUAAGCAGUAUCAUCCCCUGCAGUGUAAUUCUCAGUGGUUUAUGUAAAACAGGACGAAUCGGUGAAGCAUUGUCGUUAUUCUAUGAAAUGAAAGCCAAUGGUCUCAGACCUGAUCUUGUGGCAUAUUCUAUUGUGAUUCAUGGCCUCUGCAGAUUAGGAGAAUUUGAUAUGGCUGUUUCGCUUUACGACGAAAUGUGUUCCAAAAGAAUUCUUCCGAAUUCUAGGACCCUUGGUGCUAUUUUGCUCGGUUUAUGUCAGAAAGGGAUGCUAGUCGAGGCAAGAGCGUUUCUGGAUUCUCUGGUUUCAACUGGCUACACACUGGAUAUUAUUCUGUACAAUAUCGUUAUUGACGGGUAUGCAAAGUCUGGUUGCAUUGAGGCGGCGUUAGAGCUAUUCAGGGUAGUGACUGAGAAUGGGAUAACUCCUAGUGUUGCAACUUUCAAUUCUUUGAUUUACGGGUAUUGUAAGACUCGGAAUAUAGCUGAAGGUAGAAAAAUCUUGGAUGUCAUCAAGUUAUAUGGAUUGGUUCCAAGCGCUGUGAGUUAUACAACUCUGAUGAAUGCAUAUGCUAACUGUGGAAAUACUGAAAGCGUAGAUGAACUGCGCCGGGAAAUGAAAGCAAAAGGAAUCCCACCAACAACUUUCACUUACUCGGUGAUUAUUAAAGGACUUUGCAAAGGUCAGAAGCUCGAAAAAUGCAACCAGGUAUUCAGGGACAUGGUUGCUGAAGGUAUAACUCCAGAUCAGAUCACUUACAAUACUAUCAUUCAGUCUCUAUGCAGAGCUAAACAUUUAUCCCGAGCAUUUCAGUUAUUCGAAGAAAUGAAAUCUCGAAAUCUUGACCCUACCCCUGCCACUUAUAAUAUUCUAAUCGACGGCCUUUGUUUCUACGGUUACAUAAAGGAAGCUGACAGGUUUCUCUCUUCGCUACAGGAGCGGGAUGUUAAUCUAUCAAAAUUCGCUUAUACCACAUUGAUCAAGGCACAUUGCGUAAAGGGUGAUCCUGAAACGGCAGUGAAGCUCUUUCUUCAGCUGCUCGACAGAGGAUUCGAUGUUUCCGUCAGGGAUUAUAGCGCGGUGAUCAAUCGUCUGUGUAGGAGACAUUUAACAAACAAGACUAAAUUCUUCUUCUGUCUAAUGUUAUCCCGGGGUGUUUCGCCUGACUUAGACAUCUGUAGAGUAAUGAUCAAGUCAUCAGAUGCGCUUGCUUGGACAAUCAAAUCGGGUUUGUUGCCUCAUCAGUAA
Molecule: messenger RNA, 2466 nt
Organism: Arabis nemorensis
Lineage: Eukaryota; Viridiplantae; Streptophyta; Magnoliopsida; Brassicales; Brassicaceae
Source: the annotation of a GenBank genome assembly